Messenger RNA from Microdochium trichocladiopsis, 2238 nucleotides. RefSeq lists its product as uncharacterized. Gene Ontology annotation, biological process: adenylate cyclase-activating G protein-coupled receptor signaling pathway; cell surface receptor signaling pathway. The transcript is spliced from 3 exons. The coding region runs from base 151 to 2004 and encodes 617 amino acids. The record is from RefSeq and is a predicted model, not a curated record. Lineage: Eukaryota; Fungi; Ascomycota; Sordariomycetes; Xylariales; Microdochiaceae. Gene Ontology annotation, molecular function: G protein-coupled receptor activity. Gene Ontology annotation, cellular component: plasma membrane.
CCAAGAGAAGACGUGCAGAUGUGCUGUUGCUAGCCGCAUAGACCUCGUCCGACCGCCUACUUGCGUUUCCGGAAAACACCGAACCUGCUGAAGCUAGGCCCGACUGCAAGCGACAGCGACAAGAGCCUGCGGGCUCACUCCAUCCCCAACAUGGCGGACGCCUCGCACGACCAGCUCGUAGACAUCACAAGCCUGAUUGAGAGAGUGGGCUCCAUCUUCUCGCUCCUGGGGUCCUUCUUCAUCAUUGUCACCUUCUCCUGCUCGUCGGCGUUCCACCAGAAGCCCAUCAACCGCCUGGUCUUCUAUGCCUCCUUUGGAAAUGUCCUGUGCAACGUGGGCACGCUCAUGGCGGGGAGCUACACUAGAUUUCCUGGUUCCGUUGGCUGCCAGCUACAAGGUGCAUUGAUACAGAUGUUUAUGCCGGCCGACGCAUACUGGACUCUAGCCAUGGCGGUCAAUGUGUGGUUGACUUUCUACCACAAAGUCGACGCCAUAGGGCUCAGGAGGAUGGAGAAGUGGUACCUCCUCUUGUGCUAUGGAUGUCCCUUGGUCCCGGCGGUGGUGUUUGUGUUCAUCGAGAAUCCGACCCAGGGCCGCGUGUACGGCGACGCGAAGCUGUGGUGCUGGAUCUCUCCCAGCUGGAGUCCAUUUCGCUUCGCUCUAUUCUAUGGUCCCGUGUGGAUCGCUAUUCUCAUCACGUUCUUCAUCUAUGCCCGAGCAGGCAGAGACAUCUAUGCUAAGCGCAAGACGCUCCGCGACUUCAGCUCUGGUAGCGGCCACGAGCCAGACUUCCUCAGCAUGACCGACCCGUUCUCGACCAAGACGACUGAAAUCAUCGUGACGAGCGAGCCAGCCACAGACCAGCACCAGUUCCAGCAUGCCAACCAUAAUGCCAUUCCAACAUGGCGUCAGCGGCUCUCUCUUGUGGGCACGGCCCACACCACAGACGUUUCUUCCGGCCAAGGCCUCAGCCAGCCAGCCGCCACAGAACGCCCAUCCACUUAUUCGAUUACCAUCUCCGCCGACGCCGGCGCAAGCAGCAAGCCCGCAGCGCAGAGACUGGUCAGCACCGACACCGAGUCCCGGUACGGCCGCAAGGACCGCUCUAGAUCAAGAUCCCACAGCACAAGCUCCACGGCCCGCUCCUUCUCCUCGAUCGAAGAACGACACACUGCUCCUCCUCCAACAUCACCACCACCCUACCAGAUCAGUCACCCCACCUCCUCCUCCAUCCCGGGCACGCCGAGCCAUCAGAGGCCCCAGACCGCGUCCGCCGCCCUGGCCAGCGCCUCGGCGCGGCAGCAGCGCAGCCGCACUGCGGCCGUCAUGGCCGCCAACAACGCGGCCUGGUCCUACACCAAGUGCGCUAUGCUCUUCUUCACCGCCAUGAUCAUCACCUGGCUGCCCUCGACGACGAACCGGCUGUACAACCUGGCCAGCGGCGGCAACAGCAGCCCGGCGCUCGAGUACAUGACGGCCAUUGUGCUGCCGAUCCAGGGCUUCUGGAACUGCGUCAUCUACUGCGUGACCUCGCGCGAGGCGGUCCGGCUGUUCUUCCUCAGCGACGUCCCGCUCAUGGGGAGGAUGUUUAGCUGCUGUUGGGGAGGAGGACGGGGAGGUCCAGGUGCGAGUCGCGGCCGGUUUGGAGAUGCCGGUGGCAGGUAUCCCCGGUCGUCGCGACACGGAAGAGCCAUGGACCUGGACCCCGGGCAGGCGAGGGAAGGAGACGAUGGACAAGGUCUGCAACAACAACAACAGCAGCAACAACACCAACAGUGGGAGAUGCUACCGUCGCCCGAUCGGAUACCGCAGAAGAACCAAAGCAAGACGGUGACGACGGGGCAGCGCAGUAGCAAGGCGCUGAUGCUAAAGUCCUUGGUAAAGGGCCAGCCUGGGAGAGCUGAGGAACAGCGUGUAGUUAAAGGGAGUCUCGACAGCGAUGCCACGAGGACUCGCAAGAACUCUGCUACUGAUAGCACCACGGAGCUGCGCCCUUCACAGUAGGGACAUGCUGGGGCCAAGUGGAGGACGCCUGUAAUUAACGAUGUACAACUGCGAACACGAAUUUCUUGUCUUAGGAAGUUUUAAGGACCGUUCCCAGGCCAGAUCAUGUGCCAAGUGACUGGUUGAUGUUUUUUCAACGCAGGUUACAGAUGGUGUAAUUGUUCAGCCUGCAUUGUAAUCUAUGACAUAAUUACAUUACAAAGAUGGUAAAAAGAACUCUCAUGGAACCCGCCG